AUGGAGAAUGACAUUGCCCUACAGCAGGCCAUUUAUUCUUCCUUGAGGAGUCAAAGAAAAUACAAUCAGCAAUGUCAAUCACGCAGUGCUCCAGUUAACCGCCAGACAGAAUCUAUUCAGCCCCGUAAUGGUUUACGUAAUGCUCUCUUACGUGAGGGUAUUAUGCCUGCAGUUCCCCGAUCUGCCCAAACAGGAAUUUCGGCCCCUGUUGCUGUGUCGCACUAUCGAUUUUCACCACCUCGAACGGAAUGUGUGGGUUCAACGGAAGAAAAUUCAAAUUCAGCAGGAUCGCCCAUACAUCUUCAACGGGUAAGUGAUCGCGUUCCAGGAUGGACACAAAUGUGCACAGGAGGUCGUAUUCAACGACAAAAUACGUUGGGUUCGCAGUUGGUAUUUAUAGGUACAGAAACGCAUUUGGAGCAGACUCAAAAAAUUUAUUGCAGUGAUUUAUUGUUAUUACGGGCAGUAGCUCCACUGCCUAAUGAUCAAAGUAUGUCUUGUUUUACUGCUCAAGUACAGAGUUUGGUGUCGCCAGGACAUUAUGCCAUGUUUGGUAUGGGUGUAACACCGAAUGCUGGGGAGGAACUGCACGGGUUUCCAUUGAUUUUAAUUCAUUUUGAUGCAUCUGGAGCCGCCUUUAUUUCCGUGGAACGGUGGCAUAUGACGGAAAAUGACACAUUUGAACGAUUAGUGGUUUUGGAACCAAUGAAGACGCUUCGUUUAAUUCGAGACCGUGUGACAUUGUCGUUGGUUAUCACCUCACAAUGCAUGAGUUUAUCCAUUAAUGGUGAGCUCUUGUACCCAAUGAUUGUGGCAGAGGGUGUGCGUUUGGGCGAGGCACUUCCCAUUCUCCUUUCAACGGGUGGAAAAAUAAUAAUUCGGGAUGUGACGGUAACGGAGGGGGAUAAACCCCCUGUGAAUCGAUUGUAUGGACGGCCCUCAAGUUUAACUGUGUCACCGAAAAAGAGCGAUGCGACAAAAAAAGGUCAGGCAAGUUUAGAGGAUCGUCAUUCACCCGGCACACGUGCGUCCCGGUCGGAGAAUCGUGUGCCCACUACAAAAAGACCCACAGCAACGCGUAACACAACAACGAAGGAAGGAAAAGGUCGUCCCGGGGGUGACAGUCUUCCUUCAGGGAUUAAUGCGGAAUUUGCAGACCGUAUUGAGUCUGAAAUCAUUGAACGUUCGCCCAAUGUACAGUGGGAGGACAUUGCUGGAAUUCCCGAUGCAAAGCGAUUAUUAAAAGAGGCUGUGAUUCUGCCACUUUUGGUGCCGGAAUUAUUUACCGGAGUUGUACAGCCAUGGAAGGGUGUACUUUUAUUUGGGCCGCCUGGAACAGGGAAAACAAUGCUUGCUCGAGCCGUAGCCACAAGUGCAAAAACAACAUUUUUUAACAUCAGUGCAUCUACUCUUAUCAGUCGAUAUUUUGGAGAAAGUGAAAAAAUGGUACGGACUUUAUUUCAGCUCGCUCGUCAUUACGCACCUUCAACGAUAUUUUUUGAUGAAGUGGAUGCCCUCAUGUCUUCUCGAGGCGGAAAUGAACAUGAGGCCAGUAGACGUGUGAAAAGUGAGAUGCUUCAACAAAUUGACGGAUUAUCGACUGAAAGUGAUAGACGUGUGAUGGUGUUGGCAACGACAAAUCGCCCAUGGGACUUGGAUGAGGCCAUGCGACGUCGUUUGGAAAAAAGAAUUUACAUCCCCCUUCCUGACGCGGAGGGUCGCAUGGAACUUUUGAAGAAACAAACAUCCUCCAUGUCAUUGGACCCCAGCGUCGAUCUGGGCAUCAUAGCCAAGUCAAAAACGGUAGGAUUCAGCGGUGCAGACUUGAAUUUGUUGGUUCGCGAUGCGGCCAUGAUGCCAAUGCGUAAACUUAUUGCCGACAGGACACCUGCCGAAAUUGCGGCCAUGAAGGAAGGGGGAAAAAUGGUGUUACCGGCAGUGACGAUGCGGGACUUUGAGGAGGCGGCGAAAAAAAUUCAGCCGUCCGUCUCGCAGCAGUCCCUUAAGCAAUUUGAGCGGUGGUCGGAGGAACUCGGGUCGGUGUGA
Trypanosoma cruzi is the source of this 2046-nucleotide messenger RNA. RefSeq names its product katanin, putative. Gene Ontology annotation, molecular function: ATP hydrolysis activity; microtubule binding; ATP binding. The record is from RefSeq and is a predicted model, not a curated record. NCBI's taxonomy places the organism in Eukaryota, Euglenozoa, Kinetoplastea, Trypanosomatida, Trypanosomatidae. The transcript has a single exon. The coding region runs from base 1 to 2046 and encodes 681 amino acids. Gene Ontology annotation, biological process: microtubule severing. Gene Ontology annotation, cellular component: microtubule cytoskeleton.